CAACUUUUUCAGUUGAGAUAUCUUCAAUAUGUUGAUAUGAGUAGCAACAAUUUCCAUGAUAUUCCUAAAGAGAUAGGGAAUAUGACAGAGUUGCGGCAUCUUCAAUUUUUGGACUUGAGUAAGAACCACCUAGAAGGAAUGUUCCCACAAUGGCUUGCUGAAAUGGAAGUUGGAUUUAUAAUUUUGUCAGAUAACAAACUCACAGGUUCUCUCCCUCCUUCUCUUUUCAACUCUACAUAUUUAAAUAUUCUUUCCCUGUCUCAGAACAAGUUUUAUGGACAACUACCAAGCAACAUUGGUAAUGCCACCUAUCUUAUGUCUCUUAUGCUAAAUGACAACAAUUUUUCAGGGAAGAUUCCUGAAUCCAUUUCCAAUCUUCGUACCCUCACCCUAUUGGACUUGUCCAAAAACAAAUUUUCUGGCAAUAGUUUACCAGAUUUUAGCUCUAAUAUAUGGCCCCAAAUCAUUGAUUUAUCUUCAAAUGAAUUCUCAGGUGAAAUUUCAACAAACUUUUCCAUCCUGACUAGAGUUCUUUCAUUAGGAAAAAAUAAGUUUUCUGGCAUCAUGUUUACAAAUCUAAAUAAUAUGCGCCAACUUGAAUGCCUAGACAUCCAUGACAAUAAAAUCACAGGUGAAUUUCCGGAUUUUAUCUGCCAAAUCUCCACCCUUCGAAUACUAAAUUUAAGGAACAACUCUUUUCAAGGUUCAAUCCAUGAUUGUAUUUCCAAUCUUACUAGCCUCCAAAUUCUUGAUCUUUCAAACAACCGUCUUGUUGGAAAAAUCCCUGCCAAGUUCGGAAAUUUUACUGGUAUGAUUAAAACACCUAACGAGUCAGUAGGUGAUGUUAUUGGUUUUAUGACUACUUCUUUCAGCUUCCAAGGCAAGAUUAAUGAUCUGAUCCUCAAUUGGAAGAAGUCAACACAAGGUCUAUCUUGGAAAAAUCUAAACAUCUACUCUUUGUUAGACUUGUCAAUGAACCAACUUUCAGGUGAAAUUCCAACUACUUUAGGUAGUUUGAAGGCUCUAAAGACUUUCAACGUCUCACAUAACAACCUUUAUGGGAGAAUACCAGCAAGUCUUGGUGAUUUGUUGAAUCUAGAGAGUUUGGACUUGUCACACAACAAUUUAUCGAGCUCAAUUCCAAAAUCACUAGCAAACUUGCAACAAUUAUCUAUUUUGGAUGUCAGUAACAACAAGUUGGCUAGUAGGAUUCCACGUGGUAGCUAAAUGGAUACAAUGAAUGAUCCAAAUUUUUUUGCCAACAAUAGUGGGUUGUGCGGAAUGCAAAUUUGAGAGCUAUGUCCGGAAGACUUUCCACCACCAAAACCACCAAAGGUUGAGAGUAAGGAAAGAUGGUUCUCAUGGGAAGGAGUGGGGAUUGGAUAUGCAGUCAGCUUCAUCAUAACAGUGGAAGUCCUAUAUCUUGCCAAGUAUUUUGUCCCUGCAACACCUCCAAAUUACCGCCGUCAACAAAGAAGGCGAAGAAUAUAAAUUAUGCAUGUUGUCUAUGGUCAAAGAUCUAAAUCCCAGCAUUGUAAAGGCUUUCAGUCAAACAAAUAAUAAUGACAAGUGGACCAGUGGUCAUUCAUAAGUAUCAACAGGUAAUUUGGCUUGAGGGGCGACCAUUUAUCAUGUUUGGGGGGUAAACAUUAAAAGGUUCACAAUGGUAAAGUGAGAAGUAAAGUGGAGUUGCUGAAAGCUAUUGCUUAUGAUGUAAAAGUUGUUUGUUUCGGUUGUAGUUUAGUAGCCAGUGAGGCUUAUCUCUUAUUUUCUUUUAUUUAGUUGAGGUGUUGUUUUGUUUUUGUUUUUGUUUUUUUUUUUUUUUUACGUUGCUGCCACUUGUUUUGUUGCCUGUUUGCGCAUGACUACCAUGAGGUUGAAUAAAAUCUUGCUUGUUUAUCCAAAAGAA
Molecule: messenger RNA, 1909 nt
Organism: Quercus robur (English oak)
Lineage: Eukaryota; Viridiplantae; Streptophyta; Magnoliopsida; Fagales; Fagaceae
Product: receptor-like protein 46
Exons: 2
Coding region: 37-1227 (396 amino acids)
Molecular function (GO): protein binding
Source: RefSeq, a predicted model, not a curated record